CCCCCCCGCCCUUCUCGCCGUCGCUGCGCCGUCUGAAACCGUUGCAAAUCCGUGCAAUUCUCGCUCCGAAGCGGGUUCCGGGCCGAUCCUGACCCGGGUUAGCCCGCCUCAUCUAAAGGCCGGUGCCAAGCCCGGUUUCUGCAAUCCGGCGGCCUCCCCCCCCCCCCACCCGCCAAGGGCCAUGGCCGAAGUGCACGUCAUUGGCCAGAUCGUGGGAGCCAGUGGAUUCCCCAGCAGUUCCUUGUUUUGCAAAUGGGGGAUCCACACAGGGGGAGCCUGGAAACUGCUGUCGGGUCUUCGGGAAGGGCAGACCCAGGUUGACCAUCCCCAGAUAGACGACGUGGCUUAUUGGUGCCACCCCAUCGAUGUCCACUUCGCCACCAAAGGCCUGCAAGGCUGGCCCAAGCUCCACAUCCAGGUGUGGCACCAGGAUGCUUUUGGGCGCAUCGAACUGUACGGCUACGGCUUCUGCCACGUGCCCUCCAGCCCCGGCUUCCACCAGCUGGACUGCGUCACCUGGCGCCCGCUGGGCUCUUGGCAGGAGCAGCUGUCCCAGUGUUUUGUGGGAGGGGGCCCUCAGCUCAUCAGCAGCAACCUGAUCUACACGGGGGCCGACCGCUACCGCCUGCAGACCUGCGCCAUGGGCACCGUGCAUUUCCAGCUGGCUGUGUUGCUCCGUAACUUUGACCGCUAUGGGGUGGAAUGCUGAAGCACUAAGAUGGGCUUGGAGGUGGAAGAGGGGGUCCGUAAAUCUCCAAAGUUCAGGAAUUGGAAGGACUUGGGGCGAAAGGGAGGCUCUGGGAAGGAAGAUUCCCUACACCACCACCCUGUGUGAACUGUUAGAAUCACAAGCCAUCACUCCGAACUUUGCAACCCAAAUGGGGAUUCGUCGUUGGGCCCUGGAUUUGUUUUCUCCCUCCUGAUUUCUCUUCCUCUAGCGCAGUGUUUCUC
Messenger RNA from Pantherophis guttatus, 951 nucleotides. It is a transcript of the gene B9D2, whose product is annotated as B9 domain containing 2. Gene Ontology annotation, cellular component: MKS complex. NCBI's taxonomy places the organism in Eukaryota, Metazoa, Chordata, Lepidosauria, Squamata, Colubridae. The record is from RefSeq and is a predicted model, not a curated record. Gene Ontology annotation, biological process: cilium assembly.